This is a messenger RNA of Hibiscus syriacus, 1936 nucleotides long. Its product is annotated as mechanosensitive ion channel protein 10-like. The transcript is spliced from 5 exons. Gene Ontology annotation, molecular function: mechanosensitive monoatomic ion channel activity. Gene Ontology annotation, biological process: monoatomic anion transport; transmembrane transport; detection of mechanical stimulus. The coding region runs from base 49 to 1917 and encodes 622 amino acids. Gene Ontology annotation, cellular component: plasma membrane. Lineage: Eukaryota; Viridiplantae; Streptophyta; Magnoliopsida; Malvales; Malvaceae. The record is from RefSeq and is a predicted model, not a curated record.
CUUAGUUGACUUGUUUUCUUAUCCGGGUUUUGGUUGAAGCUAAAAGACAUGGCAGAGAAGAGAAGCAGUGGAGAAGAAGUGAUGAUUAACGUUCACAGUGAAAGUGAAGAGAAUCUCAAAGGUCUAAAAGGGUCGCCUCCGAACGAAAUAGAUGCAUUGGACCCUCAACAAAAUACUCAAGCUUCACCCGCUGCUGAUAAGCCACCAACUGUCGCAACUAAAAAAGUUAAACGGCGUUAUAAGAGGAAGCUUAAGAAGCGAGUUAUGAUCGAUUGGGUCAUAUUUUUGUUACUCUUGGGGUGCUUAAUAGCUAGCUUGACCGUGGAUAAACUGCACAACACCCGUUUCUGGGAUUUGGAAACUUGGAAAUGGUGUGUGCUUGUGAUGGUGACAUUCUGUGGUAUGUUGGUUACUGGUUGGUUUGUGCGUCUUGUUGUUUUCUUGAGUAACGUUUUACUGAGGAAGAGAGUGAUGUAUUUCGUUCAUGGUUUGAAGAAGAGUGUUCAAGUGUUCAUAUGGCUUAGUUCAGUUCUUGGUACCUGGGUUCUUUUGUUUCUUGACGUCGAGAGAUCGAAGACCGUCACGAAAAUUCUCGAUUACGUAACCUGGGCUCUUGUAAGCAUUCUCAUUGGAGCAUUUCUACUGUUGUUGAAGACAUUGCUGCUAAUGAUGUUCACUUCCAGUUUCCAUAAGAACAAUUUCUUUGAAAGAAUACAAGAAUCAGUCUUUCAUCAGUACAUAAUUCGGACCCUUUCGGGACCUCCGUUGAUGGAGAAUGCUGAAGAAACGGAAAGGUUGAUUGACACGGGAAAGCUCCAUAGAUUGACGCAAGAAAACGUAUCAUAUUGGCACAUGAAGGUGUUGGUUGAUGAUAUCACCAAUUCAAGGCUUACCAUAAUCUCCAACGCCUUAGACGAAAGUAGCUGUGAUGAAGAUGGUGAACAAGAAGAUAAAGAAAUCACUAACGAGAAGGAGGCACGAAGUUGUGCUCAUAAAAUAUUCAUAAACGUUGCUCCACCUCCAAAUGAUCAUAAUAGUUACUUUGAUAAGGAUGACCUUUUAAGGUUCAUGACUAAAGAGGAGGUGGAUAUUGUGUUUCCAUUGUUCGAAGGAUCAAAUAAUGGAAAAAUUGACGGGAACGUAUUCACGAACUGGGUGACAAAUGUUUUCAGGGAACGGCGAGCACUCGCACUCACUUUGUUUGACACCAAAAAGGCUUUAGAACAAUUGAAUAAACUUGUCUCGGCGAUCUUGAUUGUGGUCACUUUUAUUAUAUGGCUUCUUCUGGUGGGAACUGCAACCACAAGAGUGCUUCUUGUAAUUGCAGCUUUUUUGUUCGGAGAAACCUGCAAGACUAUAUUUCAAGUCGUCGUAUUCGUAUUCGUGAUGCAUCCAUUUGAUGUCGGUGAUCGUUGUGCGGUCGACGGUGUCAAGUUUGUUGUUGAGGAGAUAAAUAUUUUAACGACCACCUUUCUCAAGGGCAAUAACGAAAAGGUGUACUACCCGAACUCAGUUUUGUAUUCAAAGCCUAUCAGCAACUAUUACAGAAGCCCUGACAUGGGUGAUUCUAUAGAGUUCUGUAUUGAUUUAAGGACACCAGCAGAAACAAUAGGCACGCUGAAGAAAGAAAUAAAGAGGCAUUUGGAGGCCAAUGGUACCAGAUGGCAUCCUCAACACCUUGUGGUUGUGACCGAGAUUGAGAAUGACAAUAAGUUAAAGAUGGCUCUCCAUUGUUGUCAUACCAUGAACUUCCAGGACCUGGCAGAGAGGAUAGAGCGUCGAUCCAAUUUAAUCGACGAGUUGAGGAGAAUUCUGGAGGGGUUGAGUAUUAGGUACAGUAUCCUUCCCGAAAAGGGUAGUCGAAAUCAAGUCACUCAAGACAGGCCAGAAGCAACAAAUGCCAUGUUUGAAGAAUAGAAAACAACUUAACAAGAAA